Molecule: messenger RNA, 356 nt
Organism: Tinamus guttatus (white-throated tinamou)
Lineage: Eukaryota; Metazoa; Chordata; Aves; Tinamiformes; Tinamidae
Source: RefSeq, a predicted model, not a curated record
AUGCCUGCUGCCUGUGAGCCAGUGCUUGAAGAUAUUGAAGAUAUUGUGUCUGCACAAGACUUGAAACCACAUGAGCGGCAGUCUGUGAGAAAGAAUAUUUUUCCAAAAGUGCGAAAACGCAGCUCACACAAAAAUACUCAGACAGAUGAUGAUCCCCCAAGUGACAGCAUUAUUCCUGGUGCUCAGAAAAUCUGGAUUCGUACGUGGGGAUGUUCUCACAAUAAUUCAGAUGGUGAAUAUAUGGCUGGACAGCUAGCUGCCUAUGGAUACAAAAUUACAGGUGUUCACAGCCUUUGGUUUGAAGCAAUUAGCUUCUAGGAUUAAUUAGUAACAUAUAGUUGAUUCAACUGGAUAUU